This is a messenger RNA of Melopsittacus undulatus (budgerigar), 7345 nucleotides long. It is a transcript of the gene CEP250, whose product is annotated as centrosomal protein 250. Gene Ontology annotation, cellular component: centrosome; centriole. Lineage: Eukaryota; Metazoa; Chordata; Aves; Psittaciformes; Psittaculidae. The transcript has 29 exons. Gene Ontology annotation, biological process: cilium assembly. The coding region runs from base 1 to 7326 and encodes 2441 amino acids. The record is from RefSeq and is a predicted model, not a curated record.
AUGGCGGCGGAGCCCGGGUGGGAGGUGCGGUGUGAGGGGGUUCAGUGGCUGCGGGGCUCGGCGGGGGCGCAGUGCCGGCAAGAGGAGCUGGUGCGGCAGCUGCAGGCCAAGGUACUCAAGUACCGGACUCGGUGUCAAGAAUUGGAGCAGCAGCUGGCAGCAGGAGGGGGAUCCCUUCCAGGCAGGUGUGAAGAAGAUGAGCAGAGCCUGGAGAAAGCCCUGCUUGAGUUGGAAGAGGAGCAUCAAAGGCGUGAGAAUCUGGCAGAAGUGAAUGCUUUCCUGCGGGAGCACCUGGAUAAAGCGUAUGAGGUUAAUUCAGCCCUCAAAGAAGAUGUUGGAAAACUGAUGGCAGAUUGGAUGAGGGCGCGGGAGGAGCUGGAAUUGAAGGAGAGUGAAUGGCGCAAUGAACGUGAGCUUUAUGAGAACUACGUAAGGGGCGAACAUAACCGUCUGCUCAGGCUGUGGCGUGAGGUGGUGACCUUCCGCCGGCACUUCCUGGAGAUGAAGACUGCCACUGACCGAGAUCUUACAGAGCUGAAGGCAGAGCAGAUGAGGCUUUCUGGAGCUAUACUUGUAAACUGCUCCCAUCUAAACCCUGGCAUAGGGCUGUGGGAGUCCGUCACUCUGGGUAGACCUGUCCUGAGGGAUCAGGCACAGCAGCAAGCAGGACAGAAAAUAAACCAGAAGAGCGAGGAAGUGAUGUGCUUACAAGUUAAGGAGGACGUGGAGAAGAAGGAGCUUCAAGACAGGGUGGUGGAGCUCUCAGCCUUGCUUGUACUUUCUCAGAAGGAAAACGAGGAGAAGGAGAAGACCAUGAAAACACUGAACAGCACUGUGGAGUUACUAGAAGCAAGUCGGUUAGAGAAAGAAUAUGAAGCUUCAUUGACUAAAAGUGCUGAAGAAGAGAAUCUUUCCCUCCAGAAGCUGAUCAAAGCUAUAACUGAGGUGGUGUUAGAUGACAGUGACAGCGUGGCCAGCAUUGCAUUCGCUGACAGUUCGCAGCACAUCGAGUCUAACAACAUCCUCUCUACUCUGAGCUUCACUGAUGCAGAGCAUGCCUUUGUGUUGGUGCAGGAAGCAGUGGCAAGGAGGCGAGGGGCAACACAGGCCCUAAAAGAAGAGCUUUCUGCCAGGCAGGAUGCUAUCAAUGACCUGCUGCACCAGCACAGAGAGCAGGAAGGGAAGGGCAGGAGACUACAGCAAAGGAUUGAACAACUGGAGGAGGAAUGCAAGACGUCCAGCAGCCACCGGCAGCACCUGCAGUCUCUGGUAGAAGCACUCAGAAGUGACUGUGCAAACCUAGAGAAAACCAGGGAAGAGUUACAGCAACAGCUUGAAGUAACAGAGCAAGAAGCCUCACGUCUGCGUCAGAGUAACACUGAACUGCAGCUGAAGGAGGAUACAGCCCAGGGGGAAAAGGUGGAGCAGCAGCAGGCUCUGGAGAGAGCACAUCACGACAAGGAGCUCCUGCUGAAGGACUUAGCUGCACUUGAAGGAAAAAAUUCAUACUUACAGAGUGAGUUGUUAAUUGCAAGAGAGACACUGGAGGAAUUGCACCUUCAGAGGGAUCUGCUGAAGCAGGAGAAACAUGAGCUUAGCAUGGCACUGGAGAAGGCAGAGCAGUCAGUGGCAGAGUUGACAGGAGCUCAGAAUAAGCUGAGUGCUGAAACAGCUGAUCUGCGUGUUGCAACAGUGAAGAUGAGUGGUAUCAAUGAAGCUCUUGCAUUGGAUAAAGUGCAGUUGAACCAACUUGUGCUGCAGCUGGAGCAAGAGAAUGAAGCUCUGUCAGUGAAAGCGGAUGAGAUGGAGAGAGCAAAGAUCUCUGGCCAGGAUAAGCUGAGCUUGUGUGAAAGAGCAAAUGAAGAGCUCAGCACAGAGAAAGCCCAUCUGGAGCAGUUGCUGAAGAAAGCAGAGGAGCAAGAGGAGGGUCUGCGGGUAGAGCUGAGGACCCUGGCAGAGGAGAAGGCAGAAACCCAAGAGAAACUGAGUCAGGUUUACCACCAGCAAGAGUUGGCCAGAGGUGAGCUGGAGCAGCUGCGCCAGGAGUCCUGUCACCAAGAGCACGCGCUGGCCAAAGUGUCCAAAGAGAAGGAAUUGCUGGUACAUGAGAAGGCUGCCCUAGAGGUGCGUCUGGCAGCUGUGGAGAGGGACAGACAAGGCCUUUCAGAGCAGCUGGAAGAGGCCAGGUCAGUGAAGGACACCCUGGAAUCCAGGCUGUUUGAGGCUCAGCAGCACUUGUCUCAGCUGGAAAUUUCCAGGAGUCAGCUGGAAAUGCAGCUACACACAGUCACACAGGCCAAGGAGGUGAUCCAAGGGGAAGUGAAGUGCCUUGAAUGGGAGCUGGAAACAGAGAGAUCUCUGAUGAGGCAGGAACGGGAAGACAUGACACAACAGCUCCUGCAGACAGAGCAACAGUAUGACAAUACUCUCAAACUGUGUCAAAGUGAUCAUGAAGUGGAAAUAAAGAAGCUCCUGCAAGACCUGAACAUCACAGAAAAGCUGCAAGCAGAGCUGCAGGAAGCUCAGAGUAAGAUCAAGGCAGUGGAGAAGCAGCACAAAGAAGAACUUAAAACAAUCAAAGAGGAAGCGAAUGUCCUUCUUCAGCAGAGGAGUGCUCUACAGAAAGAGGUGGCGGAGCUGACAUCUCAGCUGGCAGCCUCUGAAGAGUCCCAGCAAGAGGUUGGCCGCAAAGCUCAACAAGAAGUGAGUGAGGCACAGGAACUGUCAAGACAGAAGGUGCUGGAGGUUGUGCACCUGCAGAAGGUCCUGGAGGAGAAGAGGAGUCGAUGGGAGGAGGUAGAAGAUCAGAACAAGGAGCUGCAGGUGUGUCUGCAGUCCUUGGAGGAGGAAAGGAGUCGAUGGGAAGAAGUAGAGCGUCACAACACAGAAUUUCAAGCCUCGCUGAAGGUCCUAGAGAGUGAAAAAGCCAGGCUGACCCUGUCUCUGGAAGAGAAGGAGCUGAGCCUCAAAGCGCUGGAAGAAAAGAACUCUGCCCAGCAUAACGAGGUGUCUCAGCUCCUCUCUGCUCUUCACCAGGCCCAGCAGCUCCAUUCAGACCACAGAAGGGAAAUAAAAGAGCUCAACAAGCAGAUAGAGUCACUGCAGGAGGUAGUGCUGGAGAAGGAGGCUGGCCUGGCAGCUCGGGAGAAGCAACUGCUGCAGGAUCUGGAGGAAUCUCGAGCAGGCGAGCGGUGCUUGAGGGACUCUGUGCAUGUGCUGGAGGCUGAGAUGUCUGAACUGCAGCUGAGGCUUUGUAGCACAGAGAACAGAGCAAAGGCAUUGGCUGUGGAGUGUCAGCAGGCUAAGAGUGCCCACUGUGAAGCCCAGUCCCAGCUGGACAAACUGCACUGGGUUCUGCACCGCAUGAUCUGUGACAGCAGAGACUUGGUCACCUGGAGUUCAGAACAGGGUCAUAUCUGGGAUCUGACUGUUUCUCAGGCCAGAGACCUCCCUGCAGAGCUCACAGUGGACAGAGUGGCAGCAGCCCUGCAAGACCUGCGCCAGCACCUGAAGCAGACUCAGCUUGAUCUGAGUGAUUCAAGGAAGAAGAUCCAGGACUUUGAGCUGGAGCUGAGUGAGAGGCAAGCUGAGAGGGACCGUUUCAGUGCCCACAAUCAAGAGCUGCAGAAACAGUUGGCUCAAAGUCAGGAAGAGACACAGAUGGCAGAACACAAGAAGAACUCUCUGCAAGUUGUCCUGCAGGAAGAGGCCACUGCUUUAAAGGAGGAGGCUAUGAGUCUACGUCAAGAGGUGGCAUCUUUGGAAAGGAAACUUGAGAGCGCUGAGGAGCAAAAAAAAGAUGUCAUGCACGAACGGGACAGACUGCAGGCAGUUAAAGAGAAACUAGCAGGUGAGAUAAAACUUCUUCAGGAAUCAGUGUCAGCCUCUGAAGCUCGAGCAAACACAGCAAUAGACAUGAAUCACUGCCUCGAACAAGAGCUUCAGACCACGUUGUCCAUCUUGAAAAUUAAAACUGAGGAAGUGGAAACCCAGCGGGAGAAAAUCCAGAUGCUCCAGAAAGAGAGAUCGGAGAUAAAAGCUUUGCAGGAGACCCUCACUCAUAUGACUGCUAUCCUGUCAGAGAGGGAGGGAGAAAUGAAGUUAUACCAGGAACAGAUGAGAAUGCUGGAAAACCAGGAAGAAGUACAUAAAGCUACUCUUGAUCAGUUUAUUAAGGACAUAACACAGAAAACCCAGAAGGUUGCAAUCCAACAAGAGCAGAUACGGGAGCUGGAGAAGCAGCAAGAAAUGCAGAGGACCGAGGUGAGAAAGAUGGGCAAAGAGUUGCAGGAGAGAGAGCAGGAGAUCAGGUUCCAGCAAGAGCAGAUACAGGAGCUGGAGAAGCAGCAAGAAAUGCAGAGGACUGAGGUGAGAAAGGGGAGCAAGCAGCUGGAGGAGAGGGACCUAGAGAUCAGGUCCCAGAAAGAGCAGAUACAAGAGCUGGAGAAGCAGCAAGAAAUGCAGAUGGCUGAUAUGAGAAAGGUGAGCAAGCAGCUGGAGGAGAGGGACCUGGAGAUCAGGUCCCAGCAAGAGCAGAUACAGGAGCUGGAGAAGCAGCGAGAACUGGAGAAGAUUGCUGUCAGCAAGGUGGGCAUAGAGCUGCAGGAGAGAGAGCAGGAGAUCAGGUCCCAGCAAGAGCAGAUACAAGAGCUGAAGAAGCAGCAAGAAAUGUGGAGGGCUGAGAUGAGAAAAGUGAGCAAGCAGCUGGAGGAGAGGGACCUGGAGAUCAGGUCCCAGCAAGAGCAGAUACAGGAGCUGGAGAAGCAGCAAGAAAUGCAGAGGAUUGCUGUCGACAAGUUGAGCAAAGAGCUGGAGAAGAGGGAUCAGGAGGUCAAAUUCCAGGAAGGGAAAAUAAAGAUGCUAGAACAGCACGGUGCAUGCCAAGUGAGAAAUCUGCUUCUGGAUCUUGAUCAUAUGAAAGGAAACUUGAAGGAGAAAAACUCAGAGCUUUUAUCUCUGACUCAGCAAAUUCAAGAACUGGAAAUGCACAGAGAAGAGGUGAAAUCUCUGCAGGCAAGCCUUGAACAGCUGAGGGCAGGUCUCAGGGACAGAGAGAAUGAGUGUGAUUCUCAAAGGGAUCAGUUAAGACUCUUGCAGCAGUACAAGGAGCAGCAAGAGGGGCAACUUCAAGAGCUUCAUGGUAAAGUUGAAAAGAUGGCACUUUCUUUAUCUAAGAAAGAUCAAGAGCUUGAGUCACAACAAAACCAAAUGCAGGAAGUUGAAGAAACCAUGGAAAUGCAGUUGAGGACUCUCCGUGACCAACUGGACCAGACCUUAGAAACCUUAAAAGGAAAGGACAGACUCAUAGACAUCCAAAAGCAACAAAUGAGAAGCUAUGAGGAAAAAACAGAAGAAAAGUUGCAUGUCUUACACAGAGACUUAGAAUACACUAAGGCAAUACUUAAAGAUAAGGAUGUAAUGAUUGAAUCUCAGAAUGAAGUGAUUGAAACCUUCCAGAAACAGGAACAAGACUCUGAACAGAAGAAGAAAAUUCUGCAACACCUUGAAGUGGCACUGAAGGAAAAAGAGCAAGAAAUUUUAUCCCUUAGAAAGCAAUGUGAGGCAUGCAAGGAAAAGGAGGAAAAGCUUGAAGCUGAGCAAACAAAUCUUCAAGCUACAGAAGUGACUCUGAAAGAAAGAGAAAAAAGGAUAGGGGUUCUGGAGGAGGCUGUCUCUGAGCUUCAGCAGCAAAAGGAGGAGGCAGCAAUGCAGGCUAAAGCCAUACUGCAAAAACUAGAACAUGCAGAAUCUUCUCUAGAAGCUAAAGAUCAAGAGAUAAUGUCCUUGCAGGAGCGUGUGCAGGACCUUCAGGAGCAGAAAGAGUUAGAAAGUAAGCAGGCCAAGAGUGUAGAGCAGGAUCUAGAAGAAAUGAGUGGGAUGUUGAACGAGAAGUGUUUGGAGUUCCUCAAGCAGACAGAGCAAAUGAGCAUGUUAGAGCUUCAGGGGGAAAACAUGAAAACAGCACUAGCAUCAUGGCAGAAGCAAGUGAAUCUGCUUGAGGAAGUGGUGAGGAAGAGGGAUGAAGACAAUGAAGCUCUGAAGCAAAAACUCCAGCACCAAGAAGAGGAAUUAAAGACCUUGCAGAAUCUCCAGCUUAGGCUAACUGAGAGCAAUGAGGCAGUUAGACAUCACCGAGAGCAAGAGAAGGUCCUGGAAGAAGUCUUGUCUGAGAGGGAGCGAGAAACCAAGGCUCACGGUGAGCAAAACGAGUUAAAAAAGGAAGUAAGAGCUCUUCAGGAAGAUCUCCAACAUGUUCAGCAGACUCUGACCAAGAAGGAUGAAGAGAUAAAGUCCCAGCAAGACAGAGUCAGGAAUUUAGAGGAGACUCUGACAGGAAAAGAACAAGAGCUUCAGAGGCAAAGCGAACUCCUAAAACAAUUCACAUCAGUUUUGCAAUGGAAAGAUGAAGGGGACACCCUAAAGAAACUAAUCCAAAAACUCCAAAAGUGGGAGGAAGUGGAAGCAGAGAAGAAGAGAGUGCUCCAAGAGAGAGACCAUUCGUUGCAAAGGCAGAAGGAGCUAACCCAGCAACUGGAAGAUGAAAGGAAGGCAAAGGGGAAAGAAUUGGAGCGUGUGAUUGCUAUUUUGAAGCAGACUGAAAGUGGAGAAAUUGAAUGGAAGGAGAAAGCACAAGCCCUGACUCUUGCCCUUAGGAAGUGUGAAUUGGCCAAUGGGACUUUGAGGAAAGAAAUAGCCAUCCUACAGACUGCAGUUUCAGAGAGGGACACGGACCGGUUUCAUCACCAGGCUGUUACAGAAGGAGAGCAGCAAUCAUGGCUCUCAGAGAAGAGGCUCCUGUCGCAGCGGCUGGAACGUCUGCAGCAGCAGGUCGCAAGGCUGGAAUUUGAGAAGACUGAGCUGAAGCAACUCAAUGCAGAGCUCAGGAAGACUCUUGAGCAGGUGGAGUGUGAACGGAGGAGGCUGAGGAGGUUUUACCGUGAUGGAUCGCUGCCAUCUGACAAGCACAAGAUGCCAGCUUCAAAACAGGAGGAGUCUCAUGCACACUGCAGUCAUCAGUUAACUGAGUUGCAGAACCAGGUUUCCCUUCUGCAGACACAGCUGGCACAAGAACGAAAAUACAAGCAGGACUACAUUGAGUGUUGUGCAAAGACCAGCCAGGAGCUGUCAGACCUUCAUCAGGAGCUGUCUUACUCCUUAGCAACGGUGCUCAGGGAGCCCAAAGCUGCUGUUCUGGAGGCAGAGACUCGGAAGCUGGGUCAGUCUCUGAACCUUAGCUUGGCACUAGUACCUGUGGACCAUCAGUCUCCUGGGAGACAGCUGUUGCACUCAACAGCCAGAUCUGGCACAAGUGAUGACCUGAGCUAACGUGACGAGUAUACAGCAA